ACUCAUUUUGAUAAGAUAAAAAUGGUAUAUAUUGAAGAAAUAUAUCGCCAAACCUGAUUCAGUCUCUAAUCAUAAGUUUCAGAACAAAGAUGGUUCACAAACUCGUUACUUUCAUCAUUCUUGGUGCGUUUGCUGGUAAUACCUUGGCAAAUGAGUGUACCACUGCAGGUAUUGUCGAUGGAUUUCUUCCUCACCCAACCGAGUGCUCAAUGUACAUCAGCUGCUAUGGAGGUCAGGCUUACGAAGUAACCUGUCCAACAGGAUACAACUUUAAUCCAGAUCUGCUGAAGUGCGAUCCCAAAUAUGUGUGUCUUGAGGUGGAUUGUCCUCCAACCGGAGUAAUUGUACUGCCGGUGAAUGGUUCGUGUACGGACUUUGUCUGGUGUAUCGGCGGUACACCAUUCCCUGAAACAUGCGAAGAUGGUUUGAGUUUUGAUCCGGUAACUUUAAAGUGCAUUCCUGCUUCCGAAGCUGAUUGUGUCGAAAAUCAGUGUGAUCCCGCCAUUCCACCACCGCAGUUUUUCGUGGACCCAUUUGAUUGUACUUUAUUCUAUAUCUGUGAUGAAAAUUUCCUACCUGUACAAUUCCAAUGUGCAAAUGGAACUGUUUUUGAUGAAUCGGUGAAUGAUUGCAUUAUAGGAGACACUUGUCCGGUAAGUUAA
This is a messenger RNA of Ochlerotatus camptorhynchus, 662 nucleotides long. Its product is annotated as chondroitin proteoglycan 2-like. The transcript is spliced from 2 exons. The record is from RefSeq and is a predicted model, not a curated record. Gene Ontology annotation, cellular component: extracellular region. NCBI's taxonomy places the organism in Eukaryota, Metazoa, Arthropoda, Insecta, Diptera, Culicidae. The coding region runs from base 90 to 662 and encodes 190 amino acids. Gene Ontology annotation, molecular function: chitin binding.